UAUAGAUACGGACCUUUGUGUCUGCAAUAAAGUUAAAUUGAAAUGGAAAUGAAUUGAAUCGAAAUGUCUGCCAUAUUCUACUUUGUGCAACGUGCAAAUGGAGGUUCAACACUGUAAAUUAGAUUCCUAUAUUCACAGUAGCAGCAGAGCUAAUAACACCUUAUUACCCUAUCAUUUUUUAUCUUCAUCACAAUAUUAUUUAAUUAAGUUAUCUUCCCACAGCUCUCAACAUUCAAACCCCUCCUUUAACUCAUCAUAACCUGCAAGCAAAACAAGUCUGAAUAUGCCUCUUCACUGUGUCAGUGUUCAUAGCUCCACUCCGGGUUCUGGCUUGAGCUUCCCAGUCAGUCACAUUCCAGUGUGUGACUGCAGGUACGAGGCUGAUGAAGAGUGAGGUAAAGAAUAAAGGGAUGAAGAAGGGAGAAGAAAGUGGCGAGAGGAGGAAAACAACCCACCAAUGAGGAGAUGAUGGGGGUUCAACGCUACUGGCUGCUCUUGCUGGUGCUUGAUUGCCGUGAGUGGAUUACAGGUGCUGGGAGUGACAUCAGUCCAUAUAUAAAGCAUUAUGAGGGUUUGUCGUAUGACAGAGAGGAUAUUCACAGGAUGCACUUGAGAAGCAGGAGAGACACACAACCUCAGGAAUACACACUGCAGCUGGAUUUGACUGCUUUUCACAGAACUUUCCGUCUGCGUUUGAAACGAAGUGCAGCAGCUUUUUCCCGGAAUUUCAUGGUCGUCAGUGAAAAUGGUUCCACAGCUGCUGACCUCUCCCACUUAUACUCAGGAGUCCUGCAAGGGGAACAUGGCUCAGUCUGCCAUGGCUCUGUGUUACAGGGUCUAUUUGAGGGAACCAUCCACACAGACAACGGGACUUAUCACAUAGAGCCCGUCCACAGAUACACCAGCAACCAAACAGACCACCACUCUAUAAUCUACCAUGAGGAUGACAUGGUCCUGCCACUCACGACAUCCGGCUCUGGUGGAAUCUGUGGAGCAGAUCGUCUGAACGUCCUCGCCCAAAGCCUCAGACCCGAUGAGGAGGCGCCAGCGAGACGGUCUAGGAGGACAUUGGAUGAGUCAAAGACCAGCUGCUUGCUUCACCUCCAUGCCGACCACUUCUACUACAAGAAGUUCAGGUCUGUGGAAGCAGUUGUGGCUCAGGUGGCCUCCUACAUGCAGGCUGUGAACGACGUCUUCGACAAGGUGAACUUCGAUGGAGUCAAGCUGAUCAACUUCAAAGUGAAAUCUCUCAGCGUGAUCACAGAGGAGGAUAAGAGCAGUCCUCUGAGUCCUAAGUUCAUCGGGCCUGAGAAGCUGUUGAGUCUUUACUCUGAGAGCAACUGGGGGAACUUCUGUCUGUCGUACCUGCUCACUGACAGAGACUACAGCGGAGUGCUGGGACUCGCCUGGGAGGGCAGGGCCGGUGACUGGGGAGGAAUAUGUUCAAAACAAACCAGGCUGCGUAACGGAGGGAUGUCCACCCUGAACACAGGACUGGUAACGGUUCAGAACUACGGACAGUUCUUGCCCCCCCGACUCGUCCAGCUGACCCUCGCUCAUGAACUCGGCCACAGCCUGGGAUCUCCGCACGAUGAGGGCACUAACUGUGGGGGCCUUGGCUCCAGCGGGGGGAAGGGCAGGUACCUGAUGUUCCCUCAGGCCACAGACGAGGUGCGUGAGAACAACGACAAAUUCUCCCACUGCAGCAUCGGACACAUCAGCAAGAUCCUCAAGCUGAAGAAGGACGACUGCUUUGAGGUCAGUGAUCGGCCCAUCUGUGGAAACCAGAUUGUGGAGAAAGGUGAGGAGUGUGAUGUCGGUCACAACCACAAGGACCUCUGCUGCUACAGCGCUAAAGAGCAUAUUGGAGUCCAGUGUCGCCUUAAGCCCGGUAAAGUCUGCAGUCCGAGUCAGGGCCUGUGCUGUGCUCAGGACUGUGGUUUUAAGCCGGCCGGUCAGACCUGUGAUGAGGAGACGGACUGUCUGAGAGAGAGUGAGUGUUCAGGCCUCUCCCCUCUCUGCCCCGAACCAUUAGCCAAGGAAAACCUCACCGUCUGCAGCAAUGACACGCGAGUCUGCAUGAAAGGGGUGUGUGCCGAGUCUGUGUGUGUGAAGCACAGUCUGCAGCAGUGUGACUGUCCUGGAGACUCCAUGAGGGAGAAAUGCCACAUGUGCUGCCAGCAGCCCGACAAGCCCGAGACAUGUGCCAGCACCACCUCCUCCGUGCUGUCUCGUCACUUCCAGACCAAAUCGUUGCCGCUGGUUGAUGGCGCUCCGUGCUGUGGAAACCAAGGAUACUGCGAUAGGUUACACGUGUGUCGCCUGCUGGAUGCCGAUGGCCCCAUCGCAAGACUGAAAAACUCCUUUCUCCAUUUUGAUGACUUCGAUGACAUAGGAGAGUGGAUGAAGGCUCAUUGGUGGGCCAUCCUGCUGGCUAUCCUGACUCUGUCCGGAGUGAUGGGCUGCACCGUCUGCCUGUGCGGCCGCCCCCUCGACACCAGCGACCCGGAGUAACCUCUAACUUCUGAUCUCUCUAACCUCUGGGGAGACAACUAUUCUCAGGAUGACGCACACAGUCACUUAGUUUCAUUUAUAAGGGAUUUUAAAUGGUCAAGGCCACGUUGAGGAGAUUCCUUUUUUCAACUUUGUUCCAUAUCUGCAACAGUGAGCGGCGUGCGGGUGACUUGUGAACGCCCCUCGCUCUGUUUGGUUAACUAUUUUUCAACGUCAUUAUGCAUCUGACAGCUCUUUUCCUUGUGUGACUUUGUUCCCAUUUCAACAUUCUACCGUGCCAUCCAUGUGUUGUGGAAACAUUACUGUUGCUGUGGCACAGUCGGGCAUUAGAGGGAAAACAUACCCCACCAGUUCAUCUACAGUCAUUUAAAGCCAACUGUCCUGACGACUUGUGGAACUGCUUUUAGCUUGCUAUGUCCUUUUGACUUUGUGUGAACUUGAGUGCUAAUUUCAGCCUCGAUAAACAUCCAGCUGUCUGUCGCAGAUAUUUUUAAUAUGGUCACAGGAUGAUAAGAUUACAAGUUGGUGGAUCUCUACAGAGCCUGAGUAGUGACAUUAACAUUGUGUGUUUCAAUAUGGAAAAUGCCCUAAUGAGGUAAUAAAGCAACACUGUGUUUAUCAUC
Molecule: messenger RNA, 3137 nt
Organism: Limanda limanda (common dab)
Lineage: Eukaryota; Metazoa; Chordata; Actinopteri; Pleuronectiformes; Pleuronectidae
Product: disintegrin and metalloproteinase domain-containing protein 10
Exons: 15
Coding region: 466-2514 (682 amino acids)
Biological process (GO): Notch signaling pathway; membrane protein ectodomain proteolysis
Cellular component (GO): plasma membrane
Molecular function (GO): metalloendopeptidase activity
Source: RefSeq, a predicted model, not a curated record